UCAACAAUUCUAUUUUUUCUGAUAUCGAUGAACAUUUACUUGAUUCAAAUCAAGAAUACCCACUUUCAAAUAAUCAAGAAAUCACUUUAUCGGAAAUUGUUGAACAGGCGAAUAAUACUCUUACAAUUUUGGAUAUUAUUGAUCUUACCAAAUUAUCACUUGAAACUGAUAGUUAA
This is a messenger RNA of Racocetra persica, 176 nucleotides long. Lineage: Eukaryota; Fungi; Glomeromycota; Glomeromycetes; Diversisporales; Gigasporaceae. The record is from the annotation of a GenBank genome assembly.